CGCCUCAACCUCACCGGCCUCGGGUACUUCUCCUGCCACUCGCACACCGUCAUGCAGGGCUACGCUUACUUCUUCUUCCUCCGAAUGGAUGAGAACUACAUCCUCCUGCCACAUGGAGUCAACUUCCAGGAGGCGAUUUUCCCAGACACCAUGGAGAACAGAAGGAUGUUUGCCAGUCUUUUCCAGUUUUCUAACUGCUCGCAGGCACAGCACGUGUUGAGCUUCUCCAGUGACUGGGAGAUUCAAGAGGACAACCGG
Molecule: messenger RNA, 258 nt
Organism: Nestor notabilis (Kea)
Lineage: Eukaryota; Metazoa; Chordata; Aves; Psittaciformes; Psittacidae
Product: coiled-coil domain-containing protein 3-like
Exons: 2
Biological process (GO): negative regulation of gene expression
Cellular component (GO): extracellular region
Source: RefSeq, a predicted model, not a curated record